Helianthus annuus (common sunflower) is the source of this 1269-nucleotide messenger RNA. RefSeq names its product hemolysin A. Gene Ontology annotation, molecular function: RNA binding; methyltransferase activity. Lineage: Eukaryota; Viridiplantae; Streptophyta; Magnoliopsida; Asterales; Asteraceae. Bases 70 to 981 code for a protein of 303 amino acids. Gene Ontology annotation, biological process: methylation. The record is from RefSeq and is a predicted model, not a curated record. The transcript has 9 exons.
CCCAAUACUACAUCAGCCCACCGCAUAUCCGAUUUGGUAGCCGCUCAUCCAAAGGUAGCGAAAACAUCAAUGGCGCUGCUGCAACUGUCGAAGCUGCCGUUAUUUCGCCGGUGUGAUGGAGCCUCCUUCUUCUUCUCCAAACAGAGUUACCAUCCAAUGAAUGCACACAAAACUUGUCCGAUACGAAGCUUCGCCACUCUAAAAUCAGGAAAAGUUUUACCAGUAAACAAGAAGAAGAGAUUGGAUGAAGUAUGUCUCGAGAAGUUUCAGCAAUAUAGUCGAAAUUACAUUCAAUCGUGGAUCAUACAAGGUAAGGUGAUUGUUAAUGGGAAAGUUGUAACUAAAGCUGGACACCAGGUCUCUGACAAAGCCAUUGUAGAGAUCAAGGCUGAAAUACCAAAAUAUGUAUGUAGAGCAGGACAUAAAUUAGAAGCUGCCAUUGAACAAUUAGGUGUUGAUGUUACUGGAAAAGUGGCACUUGACGCAGGGCUGUCAACCGGAGGGUUUACUGAUUGUUUGCUUCAGUAUGGUGCUUCUUUUGUUUAUGGUGUUGAUGUAGGUUAUGGACAGGUGGCAGAUAAAAUUCGUCGAGAUGAACGUGUAUCUGUUAUCGAGAGGACCAAUUUGAGAUAUCUUACUGAGCUUCCUCAGAAAGUUGACUUGGUGACUUUGGAUCUUUCAUUCAUCUCUAUACUUGUAGUCAUGCCUGCUGUUGUUAACCUGAUGAAAGAAGAAGCUACACUGAUUACAUUAAUUAAACCUCAAUUCGAGGCUCGUAGAUCACAAGUAGGAGGAGGUGGGAUUGUUAGAGAUCCCUUGGUUCAUCAAGAGGUGCGGGAGAAGAUUGUGAAGGGUGUAGAAGAUCUUGGUUUCCAAUGCAAUGGUUGGAUAGAGUCUCCUUUAAAGGGUGCUGAAGGAAACAUUGAAUUCUUGGCUUGUUUUACCAGAACCACCACCAAUUCACCAGUGACAACAGAGUAGUAGACUACUUAUCCCCUCCCGGGGGUGCAAAACUAUAGUGUUUUAAGUUUCACUUUUGCUGUACGUGUCUCCUGGAAAUAGUAACAGUCACUGUUGAAUUAUUUUUGGCUUUUGUUGAAUUUUUGGUGACGCUAGUAAGUAGAGUAGAGAUGGGCAAAAUGAGCAGUUCAGACAGACAGGACGGGUAUUGAGUCAAAAUUUAUAAUCUUUUAGUACGUCCCCGGUUAACCAUUUUAUGUCCAAGCUUUUAUAUAUAUAUUUAGAUUAGAUAUGACAUUUGUUGUUCAA